Nerophis ophidion (straightnose pipefish) is the source of this 1299-nucleotide messenger RNA. RefSeq names its product partitioning defective 6 homolog beta-like. Bases 284 to 1264 code for a protein of 326 amino acids. Lineage: Eukaryota; Metazoa; Chordata; Actinopteri; Syngnathiformes; Syngnathidae. The record is from RefSeq and is a predicted model, not a curated record. Gene Ontology annotation, molecular function: protein kinase C binding. Gene Ontology annotation, cellular component: nucleus; apical plasma membrane; cell cortex. Gene Ontology annotation, biological process: centrosome cycle; regulation of cellular localization; establishment or maintenance of cell polarity. The transcript has 5 exons.
UCCGCGGGCAGCCUCCUGCGGUCGGAGGUGAUGAUGCCUCCUCGGCGCACAGAGCUCAGCGCCGGAUGGAAUUUACAAGGUCGCACCUGUCUCGAAAGCGGCUGAUAUUCGACACACUUUUAUUGGAAAACGCUGGCUUCUGGAAGAGAAAGCGACACGCAGGCGGAAUGAGUUUGGCGUGCGAAUCGCUUUACUUUUAACCUGGACGGACAACGAGAAGCGGCAUUUUGCCGAAUGAUUUUUAGCCGCAGUGCCACACUGGAUCAUCCGGCGGCAGCGCAUAAUGUCUAGAAUGCAGCUGCAGAAAGCCAUGGGCGGCGUGGUGGAGGUGAAGAGUAAGUUUGAAGCAGAAUACCGUCGCUUCGCUUUCAAGAGGAACUGCCCAGGUGGCUUCCUGGAGUUUUAUAGCCUCCUGCAAACAAUACAUCGCAUCCAUGAUGUCGACAUUUUAUUGGGAUACGCCGAUGACUCUGGGGACCUCCUUCCAAUCAACAAUGAGGACAACUUUAACAAAGCUGUCAUGUCAGCAAAUCCCUUGCUUCGCAUUAUCAUAACCAAGAAAGAGGAUGAACCUGCACGAUUUCCAGACAACCGGCGUAAAAAAGGCUUAGGGCUGUCAGUACUCCGUACCAAUGGCUCAUUGUCGAUCCACUCAAAGAACAAACUUGGUCGCAUGAUUAGCAGACCAAAGGACUUCCGUCAAAUUUCAUCAAUCAUCGACGUGGAUAUCUUACCUGAGACACAUCGGCGCGUACGGCUCCACAAGCAUGGCACCCAUAAACCACUGGGCUUCUAUAUCCGAGACGGGGUCAGCGUGCGAGUGACGCCACAUGGUGUCGAAAAGGUUCCAGGAGUGUUCAUAUCUCGCCUGGUGCGUGGUGGUCUUGCAGAGAGCACAGGCCUCCUGGGACUUAAUGAUGAAAUCCUCGAGGUCAAUGGCAUCGAUGUUACGGGAAAAUCAUUGGAUCAGGUAACAGACAUGAUGGUGGCCAACAGCCACAAUCUUAUCGUGACUGUGAAGCCAGCUAACCAGAGGAACAAUGUGAUACAUCGCGGGAGUCGGACCUCCGUGGGAAGUUCUAUUUCUUUUGGCCUAAAUGGAUCUACAGGCCCUGCUCUUUUGCAUGAUUCAACAAGUCCCACUUCCCAGAGCAACCCCAUCACUGCAAGGUUUGACAUGAACCUUCAAAUAUUUUGUAUGGUUGUCAAUUUUAACACUUUAACCUGUGUGAUGAUAACUAAACUGAUCACAUUAAUCACGUAGAAAAACAGAUUAAUAACACAAUUUGUUUUGUCUGC